Molecule: messenger RNA, 3390 nt
Organism: Vitis vinifera (wine grape)
Lineage: Eukaryota; Viridiplantae; Streptophyta; Magnoliopsida; Vitales; Vitaceae
Product: copper-transporting ATPase PAA1, chloroplastic
Exons: 17
Coding region: 150-2936 (928 amino acids)
Biological process (GO): copper ion homeostasis; monoatomic cation transport
Cellular component (GO): membrane
Molecular function (GO): copper ion binding; ATP hydrolysis activity; P-type divalent copper transporter activity
Source: RefSeq, a predicted model, not a curated record
GGAAAGGAAGGCUGACAACGUAAUAAAAGAAAACUUCCUUGACCAAUGACCAUUGAACUACCUCCGCCCACCUGAACAAGUCAGAAAAGAUAAUCCGCUUUGAACCUUGCAGAAGCAGACAGAGCGACAUUCAGCUUUGAAACUCUCCAAUGGAGUCAACACUCUGCACAAUGUCCAAAACCCUAGCCUCCACCUCCAAUCCCUUCUUCUUCACCUCAAGCCUUCACCGCCGUUUCCCCAAAGCCCUCUUCUCCCAAUGCCUUCGCUCUCGCCUCACCUCUCCAAACCUUUCCUCCCCUUCUCUCAGGGCCUUGUCUGCAUUCCGUUCUCCCCUGCGCUGCUUCUCCAGCUCCGCCGCUUCCUUUGCGGCCGGAGGAGGUGGUGGUGGCCCUAAUGGAGAAUUCGGCGGUGACGGAGGCGGCGGCGAUGGCGGCGAUACUAAUCCGAAGGCUGCUGCGGCUGAGGAGGUUACUGGUUUUUCUCCUGAUGUGAUAAUACUCGACGUUGGAGGAAUGACGUGUGGCGGAUGUGCAGCGAGUGUGAAGAGGAUCCUGGAAAGUCAACCACAAGUGUCUUCAGUCAGUGUCAAUCUUACCACAGAAACAGCAAUUGUGUGGCCUGUAUCUGAAGCCAAGGUUAUACCAAACUGGCAACAACAGUUAGGAGAGGAACUUGCAAAGCAUUUGACUAACUGUGGUUUUAAAUCGAAUCCUCGGGAUUCUGUGAGAGACAAUUUCUUCAAAGUGUUUGAGAGAAAGAUGGAUGAAAAGCGCAACAAGUUAAAAGAAAGUGGUCGUGAGCUUGCCGUCUCCUGGGCUUUAUGUGCUGUAUGCCUCUUUGGUCAUCUUUCUCAUUUCCUUGGGACCAAGGCUUCAUGGAUCCAUGCAUUUCAUUCCACAGGAUUUCAUCUGUCCUUGUCUUUAUUUACAUUGCUUGGCCCUGGACGUGGACUUAUUCUCGAUGGUCUGAAAAGCUUUCUUAAGGGGGCUCCAAACAUGAACACAUUAGUUGGUCUUGGCGCUGUAUCAUCAUUUUCCGUCAGUUCAUUAGCUGCCUUGAUACCUGAAUUGGGCUGGAAGGCAUUUUUUGAAGAACCAAUCAUGUUAAUAGCAUUUGUCUUGCUAGGAAGGAAUCUGGAACAGAGAGCUAAAAUUAAAGCUACCAGUGAUAUGACAGGCCUUCUGAGUAUUUUACCAGCAAAAGCUCGUCUUUUUAUUAAUGGAGAUUCAGAAGAAUUUAGUUCUACUGUUGAAGUUCCUUGCAACAAUCUUUCUGUUGGUGAUCAAAUUGUUGUGCUACCUGGUGACCGUGUUCCAGCAGAUGGAAUUGUCAGGGCUGGUAGAAGCACAGUUGAUGAGUCAAGUUUCACAGGGGAGCCUUUGCCUGUGACAAAACUACCUGGGGCUGAAGUUUCAGCAGGGAGCAUAAACCUAAAUGGAACUCUUAGAGUUGAAGUGCGGAGGCCAGGUGGUGAAACUGCUAUGGGAGACAUUGUCCGCCUGGUGGAAGCAGCACAGAGUAGGGAAGCUCCUGUACAGCGGUUGGCUGACAAGGUGGCUGGGCACUUCACUUACGGAGUAAUGGCACUCUCUGCUGCUACAUUUAUGUUCUGGAACUUGUUUGGUGCACGAAUUCUACCUGCUGCUUUUCAUCAAGGAAGUUCAGUUUCAUUGGCUCUGCAGCUCUCUUGCAGUGUUCUGGUUGUUGCUUGCCCAUGUGCACUUGGCUUGGCCACACCUACGGCUAUUCUGGUUGGGACUUCACUAGGGGCAACAAAAGGGUUGCUUUUGCGUGGUGGAAAUAUUCUAGAGAAGUUUUCAGAGAUGAACACAAUUGUGUUUGACAAAACAGGGACCUUGACCAUUGGCAGACCUGUUGUGACAAAAGUUGUUACUCCUGGAUGUGAGAAAGAUACAGAUUCAAGGAAAAGUUCUAAAUCUAUUUGGUCGGAAGUUGAGGUUCUGAAGUUAGCUGCUGGUGUUGAAUCAAAUACCAUUCAUCCAGUUGGGAAGGCCAUUGUAGAGGCUGCUCGUGCGGUUAAUUGUCAGAAUGUGAAGGUAGUGGAUGGAACAUUCGUGGAAGAACCUGGGUCUGGUGCUGUAGCAACUGUUGAGAAUAAAAAGGUUUCUGUUGGUACAUUUGACUGGGUUCAAAGGCAUGGAGUUCAAGAGAAUCCAUUUCAAGAGGUGGAUGAGCUUAAGAAUCAGUCUGUUGUUUACGUGGGAGUAGAUGGCACACUUGCUGGUCUUAUUUAUUUUGAGGACCAGAUCAGGGACGAUGCACGACAUGUUGUUGAAUCUUUGUCUAGACAAGGAAUAAGUGUGUACAUGUUGUCUGGUGACAAAAGAAAUGCUGCUGAACAUGUUGCAUCAAGUGUUGGCAUCCCGAAAGACAAGGUGCUAUCUGGAGUUAAACCAAAUGAAAAGAGUAAGUUCAUAAGAGAACUUCAGAAGGCUCAUAACACAGUAGCCAUGGUUGGUGAUGGAAUCAAUGAUGCUGCUGCAUUGGCUUCAUCAGAUAUUGGAAUCGCUAUGGGUGGGGGUGUUGGAGCUGCUAGUGAGGUGUCUUCUAUUGUCCUGAUGGGCAACAGGCUUUCACAGUUGCUUGAUGCUUUCGAACUAAGCAGACUAACCAUGAAGACCGUGAAACAAAAUCUUUGGUGGGCCUUUGCAUAUAACAUUGUUGGAAUUCCAAUUGCUGCUGGGAUGUUGCUGCCUAUAACUGGGACCAUGCUGACUCCAUCUAUUGCUGGAGCCCUCAUGGGUUUGAGUUCAGUAGGGGUCAUGACAAAUUCGUUGCUUCUGAGAUCCAAAUUUUCUGCAAAACAGAAGCAAAUUUAUGAAGCAUCUCCAAACUCCAAGGCCUAUUUAGUUCCUGAUCGUCCUGGGGACCAAAAGGAAAAACUGAAGCAGCACUCUUAUUCUCCUUCUAGAUAGAGAGGCAGUCAAUAGUGGAGAAAAACUGGAGUAUCCAGGUUGCUAGGUGGAGAUAUACAAAGUAACACAGCUUCUAAUCCUUGAUUUCCUUUGCAGAUUAUUAUAUUGGUACAAAAGCGGUGUUAACUUCUGUGCAUGCAAAUCAGUGUUUACCAGAAGGUUAGAGCUUUUUGAGGCAAAUCCUCUUAAAGUUAAAAUAUUUCAGUUAGUUUCCUAGGAAUAAUAUUCCCUCAAAACAUAUAGACUUUUAUUGAAUCAGAAGGUUAACAUCGUAAGAGAAAAAAUCUUUUGCAGGUGAAAUUUCUGUAGUAUCCAGGCAUUCAUUUUAUUUAGCGAGAUUGAAAAUUUUUAGGUAAAAGGGAAUAGUUCAUUAUCCCUGUUGUGCAUGUCAAUACCUAUUUCUUAUUUAUAUUUCAUUUUGGAUGCCUAUAGGCUACCAACCAAGUUUCAUCUA